Gossypium raimondii (Peruvian cotton) is the source of this 981-nucleotide messenger RNA. RefSeq lists its product as uncharacterized. The transcript is spliced from 3 exons. The coding region runs from base 1 to 981 and encodes 326 amino acids. The record is from RefSeq and is a predicted model, not a curated record. NCBI's taxonomy places the organism in Eukaryota, Viridiplantae, Streptophyta, Magnoliopsida, Malvales, Malvaceae.
AUGGAAAACGAAUUUCUUGAUAAGGCAGAAAAUAAUGCGGUUGUCCAAACAUGGUCAGAAAAAAUGCAACUUGAGAAAGGUGAUAGUGUAACGGAAGGGUACACAUCAAAAUUAUGGGACUUCACUCGCAUUAAUGUAACUCAGAAUAAUCUCCAAGAGUUGAAAGAAAUUUGGGCUCAGUGGGAUGACGAGGUCAAACAGUUGUUUUACUGUAAUUAUGGUGAUCUGCCCUACUUGCUUGACAUCAAUGUGGAUGAGCAUUUAUUUCGAGCUUUGGCCCAAUUUUGGAAUUCUGCUUAUAGCUGCUUCACCUUUGGGGAGGUAGACAUGGUGCCUACUGUGGAGGAGUAUACAGCUUUACUUCGUUGUCCAAGAAUCCAAGUAGAUAAAGUUUAUGCUAGAACUGCCAAUGUUCUCCCUUUUACAAAGAAAUUAGCAAAAAUCACCGGAAUGAGCGAGCAAUGGGUUACAGCACGAAUCAAGCAAAAAGGGGAAAAUAAAUGUAUCCCUUGGAGAAGUUUGCGAGAUCAGAUUUCGGUACACCCUGAUACAAAGAAGAAAGUCGAUGUUCUCGCUUUGAGUAUCUAUGGGCUGGGGGAUUACACCCGUCCCAGCAAUUCUGGCCGAAACGUUCAGAUCUUUAAGUGCGUGCCGGAGAGCGGGCGAAUGAAGAUUCAUCGGUUGUGCACAGCUCUUGUUAGCUUGGUUCCACAGUCACUUCUAGAAAAAUUAGCAGCGACGCCAAGACGCGACGACAUUUCUGGAGAAAGGUGGAUGGCGAUCCUUCAAAAUCUCCGAGAUGAAGAUGUUGAAUGGAAAGCUCCUUGGAUGGUGCCUGACGAGAUUUUAUAUCGAUGUGGAGACUUCGAUUGGGUUCCUUUACUCGGAAUUUGGGGAGCUGUUGGAUAUACCCCUCUGCUCGUAUUAAGACAGUAUAGAUCAAGACAGUUCAUACCGGCAACGCAGACUGGCCGAAUGUGA